AUGACCAAGAGCGCCGCAGCGAAAACAGAGAUCUGCGGUAUCGAGAAAAAAUCAGUGUUACCGCUAUAUCAACAAAUUAAAUCGGAUAUUCGCAACAAGAUUGAUCGCGACGAGUGGCUUCCAGGUGAACGGCUGCCGUCUGAAAAUACGCUGGUCAAACGACUGGGGGUCAGUCGCAUGACGAUUCACCGGGCGCUGCGGGAAUUGACAGGCGAAGGCUUGCUGGAACGGGUACACGGAUUGGGCACGUUUGUCGCGACACCACCGAGACACGCCAGUCUCAUACGUCUACAGGACAUCGCGGAAGAAGUGCGCAGUAUCAAUAGUGUUUACAGCUGUAAGGACAGCGUUGCCAUCCAGCUGGAAGAUCGGUUGAUCAACCCAGCAUUCUUCAGGGGCUUUGAAACCACUGACUUCACUGAGAGAACGGCGACUGACUAUCUGAUGCACCAGUUUAAACCUGAUGAAAUGGAGCACAUUGUUCGCGCUACGCUCGCGGACAAAACCACAGCCCGGGUUCUCGAAAUUGAUAUCGGCGAGCCUUGCAUUCAGCUCACCCGCCGCACCUGGAAACAGCACGGUAUCGUCACUCGCGUAGUACUGACCUAUCCGAGCAGCCGCUAUGAUCUGCAGGAGCGUUACAGAACUAGCGACAUCCCAACUUCGACUAUCUAA
Messenger RNA from Nerophis lumbriciformis (worm pipefish), 675 nucleotides. NCBI's taxonomy places the organism in Eukaryota, Metazoa, Chordata, Actinopteri, Syngnathiformes, Syngnathidae. The record is from RefSeq and is a predicted model, not a curated record.